AUGUUUGCAGAGAAGUUUAUAGUUGAAAAUUUAGAGCAAUAUGUUAUUGCCUCUAGUGUUAGUGUCGUCACAAUUAGUGGUCCAAAUCAAGAAUUUGAAGCAGAUGAAAUCCCACUUAGUGCACACAUUAAUGCUUUCAAUAUAAUUCAUUUACUAGUUCUAAAUAUGUUUUUAUGA
Molecule: messenger RNA, 177 nt
Organism: Dentiscutata erythropus
Lineage: Eukaryota; Fungi; Glomeromycota; Glomeromycetes; Diversisporales; Gigasporaceae
Source: the annotation of a GenBank genome assembly